AUGUCAAGUAUAAGACACAACCUACUAUACCUGUUUGUGCUCGCGUGCAUACAGAUAAUAGGCAUAGGUUUGUUUGCCAAGGGGUUUUUUCCCUAUAAAAUAUACCUGUCAGGAUUUGCCACACAACAAGAUGUUCCUUUGUCAUUAGCAGACGAUUUGCAUAAACACUAUUGGCAGGAAUCUGUAUUUGAUAGACUUGCAUUUAUUGUCAUUGACGCACUUCGAAACACACUUACUUCAUGCUUACUUUUUAUUUUCUUUUAUCAAAUAGAAUACGGAACAGCAAUACCAUUCACAGCAAAGGCAACAGCACCCACUGUCACUAUGCCACGUAUCAAGGCACUAACGACAGGAACUAUUCCGAGCUUCCUAGACGCUAUACUUAAUAUUGCCGAAUCAGAUACAAGUUCCUCCCUUGAUUUUCAUGAUAACUGGGUUCAUCAAUUGAAGAAAGCCAACAAGACGAUGUAUUUUUUUGGUGAUGACACAUGGAUCAGACUAUUUCCUGGUCUCUUUGAUAAAACAGAUGGAACCACGUCAUUUUAUGUAUCCGACACUGUACAAGUAGAUUUAAAUGUCUCUAGGCAUAUUCAACAAGAUAUAGCCAAGGAAAGAUGGGACGUACUUAUCAUGCAUUACCUGGGUUUAGAUCAUAUUGGUCAUUUGGGUGGACCCAACAGCCCCUUGAUGCAGCCAAAGCAAAGAGAAAUGGACGAGGCUAUUGAAUCUAUCUUUGAUAUUGUAUCGAAGCAAGAUGCUGAAAGGCUUGUUAGUGAUCCCAAGGCGAAAGGCACACUGAUUGUCAUAUGCGGCGAUCAUGGAAUGAAUGAUAAUGGGAAUCAUGGGGGAUCUUCUACUGGAGAAACAUCUACAGCUCUUGUUUUUCUAAGUCCACAGUUUCAAUCACGUCCACAUUUCAAACAAGCAAAGAGUACAAAAAGAUCAACGGUGUUUGGGUAUCCGGUUAUAGAUCAGAUCGACUUAGUACCAACACUUGCAUCCUUAUUCUCAUUCCCUAUUCCAAGAAAUAAUCUUGGUAGAGUCAUAACUGACUUGCUUAAGGAAGAAGAUAGUAAGUGCAAGACUUUACAGCUAAAUGCAUUUCAGUUGGCGCAACUUUUGGAAAAAAUGAUUCCAACAGUUCAAAAGUAUAUCCGCGAGCCCCAUUUAUACCUCGAUGAUAAUGCUAGCUUACACGGUAAACUGUAUGCUCGAGCCACUGUGCUUUUCGAACAGUAUCUAUCAACUCAAGUACAACAGACGGCUCAUGAUGCGAUUACUAGUAAUAACCUCCUUCUCAAGUUUAUAGAUUUAACACAAUCAGAACUUGCAAAUAUUGCAAGUGACUAUAAGCUAAGCUAUAUGAUACUAGGUACAAUGCUGAUUAUAUCUAGCGCAAUCUUAUUUUGUGUCUGGCAUUACCAAGCGAGAUACAAGACAGAUCAGGUCUGGAAACUCAACUGGUAUUUCUCGAUUGUUUUUUUGGGAGCUUACUCAAUUAGUAUGUUUGCAAGCAGCUAUGUUGAAGAAGAGCAUGUAACUUGGUUUUAUUUCCUUCAAACGUUUAUUCUGUUAGGUGUAGUACAAAGACCAAGUACAACUCGGUCGAUUGAUAUACAACUAUGGUGCGACUGCCUUAUUUGUUCUGUUAGAUUAGUAGAAUUACUAUUGCACACAGCAACACCUCUCCUUAUUCUGCUUAGCGGAACACACAAUGCCGCGCUAUUCCUUGUGUUCUAUCUACACUAUCACAUCUUUAAACUGUGGCAGCAAUAUCUAAUAGAGAUAAACCGAUUAUCAGUAUCGACAUUGGCCAUUAUGAUGACUUGUCUAUGUCACGCAUCCUUUUUUAUGACGGGCCAUUCUAAUUCAUUAGCCUCUGUGGAUUUGAGCAAUGCCUAUGUUGGUGUUCAAGGAUACGACACGCUCCUGAUAGGAGCACUUACCUUUAUCUCCAACUGGUCUGCAAGUGUAUGGUGGGUAUUUGCCUCUUGGUCGCUUAUUGCCGAUUCAUGUGCAACGAUAGACAUUCCAAAAAGAUGGGUCAUGUUUAUCAUCACACAGUCUGUCUUUUUUAGUGUGGCACUGUCCUUUUUAUCAAUUUCGGUGACAAUUCUGAGGGAGCAUUUAUUUAUCUGGACUGUCUUUUCUCCAAAAUAUUUAUAUCAGGUUGCAUGGAAUUGCCUAUUUCAUUGGACAGUUCAAGCUUUUAUUGGUUCUCUCUUUUUGGUGUUUAUCUGUAACAACACUAUUGACUGA
Molecule: messenger RNA, 2259 nt
Organism: Rhizopus microsporus ATCC 52813
Lineage: Eukaryota; Fungi; Mucoromycota; Mucoromycetes; Mucorales; Rhizopodaceae
Product: alkaline phosphatase-like protein
Exons: 10
Coding region: 1-2259 (752 amino acids)
Biological process (GO): GPI anchor biosynthetic process
Cellular component (GO): endoplasmic reticulum membrane
Source: RefSeq, a predicted model, not a curated record